Messenger RNA from Brachypodium distachyon (stiff brome), 723 nucleotides. RefSeq names its product protein P21. Gene Ontology annotation, biological process: defense response. The coding region runs from base 17 to 697 and encodes 226 amino acids. Gene Ontology annotation, cellular component: extracellular region. Lineage: Eukaryota; Viridiplantae; Streptophyta; Magnoliopsida; Poales; Poaceae. The record is from RefSeq and is a predicted model, not a curated record. The transcript has a single exon.
UGCAACAACUACAACCAUGGCACCACCUUCGCUCUUCAUCGUUGCACUAGUACUGAUCACCAUAGCCACCGUGGACGCAACCACAUUCACCAUCUUCAACAAGUGCUCCUACACGGUGUGGCCGGCGGCCAUCCCAGUGGGCGGCGGAACUCGGCUCGACCCGGGCCAGAAGACGACACUAACCGCGCCUGCCGGCACCGCCGGUGCCAGGAUCUGGGCACGCACGGGCUGCAAGUUCGACAGCAGCGGCCGCGGGUCCUGCGUGACCGGCGAUUGCGGCGGCAUUCUGGUCUGCGCCGCCGGCGGCGCGACCCCGGCGACGCUUGCCGAGUACACGCUGGGGACAGCCGGCAAAUCCGACUUCUACGACAUCUCCCUCGUCGACGGGUUCAACGUGCCGAUGAGCUUCGGACCCGUUGGUGGCUCGUCGUGUCAUGCGAUCAGCUGUGCCGCCGACAUCAACGCCAAGUGCCCGGCGGCGCUGAAGGUGAACGGAGGGUGCGUGAGCGCGUGCAUCAAGUUCAACACGGAGCAGUACUGCUGCCGGACGUCCGGGCCGAGUGCGUGCCAGCCGACGGACUACUCUCGCUUCUUCAAGGGCCUCUGCCCGGACGCCUACAGCUACGCCUAUGAUGACAAGAGCAGCACCUUCACCUGUGCCGCUGGAACUAACUACCAAGUCACCUUCUGCCCAUAGAAUGUUAAUUCUAGCUAUCAUGCAUG